Molecule: messenger RNA, 916 nt
Organism: Zophobas morio
Lineage: Eukaryota; Metazoa; Arthropoda; Insecta; Coleoptera; Tenebrionidae
Product: L-xylulose reductase-like
Exons: 4
Coding region: 87-821 (244 amino acids)
Biological process (GO): glucose metabolic process; xylulose metabolic process
Molecular function (GO): carbonyl reductase (NADPH) activity; L-xylulose reductase (NADPH) activity
Source: RefSeq, a predicted model, not a curated record
GGGGAGUCGCUUUUGGUUGACGGGGGAUACGUUCAAGUUUAAUAAAUAUUUUAUCAAAAUUUCACACGGUUUUAACAGUCGCAACCAUGGAAAUAUCCUUCUCUGGUAAAAGGGCUUUGGUUACGGGGGCGUCCCGAGGGAUUGGUAGAGCCAUAGCCGUGGAAUUAACCCAAUGUGGUGCUAGUGUCGUAGCAACUGGGCGUUCACGCCCAGAUCUAGAGUUGUUAAAGUCGGAAUUCCCGUCGAUCGAAAUCGUAGAUGUAGACCUAUCCGACUGGAGUAGUACUGAGCAGGCCCUUUGUAACCUAGGUCCGAUUGACCUUCUGGUUAAUAAUGCCGGCGAAGGAAUGAUCAAGGCUCUACCCGACUUGGACGAAACAGACGUGGAUCGGAUUUUCGCUUUAAACGUGAAGGGUUUAAUUAAUGUCACUCGACUCGUCGUCAAGGAACUUUUGGCCAAAAAAUCACCAGGUUCCAUUGUCAAUAUUUCGUCCCAAGCGUCCCUGGCGGGUCUCCUCAACCACACUGUGUACGCUGCGAGUAAAGGAGCAGUCGAUGCCUUCACCAGAGCGAGUGCUUUGGAACUAGGUCCUCACAACAUACGGGUCAAUUGUGUCAACCCAACCGUCAUUAUGACGGAAAUGGGGCGAAAAUGGUGGAGCGAACCCACGAGGGCUGGGACCAUGCUCCACAAAAUCCCGCUUGGAAGAUUUGGGGAAGUGAACGAAGUCGUCGACGCGGUUUUGUAUCUCCUUAGUGACAAGUCCAGCAUGAUCACGGGGACUUGCUUACCCAUCGAUGGAGGUUUCGUGUCUUCUUAAAAUCCCUGUCAAACUUGUGUUUGAGAUAGAUUAAACUAAAAUGUAAACAAUAUAAUUGUCGUAAUUGCAGUGACCUUUCUAUCUCUAGUGUUAUC